CUCUCUGGCGCCGCUGCCCACCUACUCCAGUCUGUUUUCACUGAGAGUGAAAGGAGUGGUUGGAUGUAUAAAAACAAAAAAAGAAGAGAUUUGGUGUUUGAAUAACUCCUUUUGGGUGCUUUUACGGCAAGACAUUUCAAGACUAAUACAGCGAUGGCAGAGGCCCACCAGGCAGUGGCGUUCCAGUUCACCAUCACCCCCGAGGGGAUCGACCUGCGCCUUUCCUACCAGGCCCUGUCCCAGAUCUACCUCUCUGGCCUGCGCUCCUGGAAGAAGAGGAUCAGCCGCAUGAGGAACAGGGUGAUCAAAGGGGUGUACCCUGCCAGCCCUUCCUCCUGGCUGUUUGUUGUCAUAGCCAUCCUGGCCACCAUGUACAUGCGCUCUGACCCCUCCAUGGGCCUCAUUGCCAAAAUCCAGGAGCACCUGCCCGUCAGUAGUCUUUCUCUGAGUGUGCAGGGCCAGACCAUGCUGUCAGUGCUGGUGUUCAGUACCCUGCUGUGGCUGUCGCUCAUCCUGACCCUGAGGUUCUGUCUCAAGCUGCUGCUCUCCUACCACCGCUGGAUGUUCGAGCAGCACGGACACAUCUCCACCACCACCAAAGUCUGGGUGACCCUGGUGCGUCUGCUGUCUGGCAGGAAGCCUCUCCUGUACAGCUAUCAGACCUCUCUUCCUUGCCUGCCCGUCCCGCCCAUAAAAGACACACUGGAGAGGUACCUGGAGUCAGUGCGUCCGUUGCUGAGUGACCCGGGGUUCCAGCGGAUGACUGUGUUGGCGGCUCAGUUUGAGAACAGUCUGGGGAACAGGUUGCAGCGCUAUCUCAAGCUCAAAGCUCUGUGGGCUACCAACUAUGUGAGUGACUGGUGGGAGGAGUACAUCUACCUAAGAGGACGAGGUCCCAUCAUGGUCAACAGCAACUACUAUGGCAUGGACUUUCUGUAUGUGACUCCCACUCCAAUCCAGGCAGCGAGGGCCGGCAACACCAUCACCGCUCUGCUGCUCUACCGACGCAAGGUCAACAGUGAGCAGCUAACGCCUAGUCGUGUUCCAGGUACAGUCAUCCCUCUCUGUGCAGCUCAGUGUGAGAGGAUGUUCAACACUACUCGCACUCCAGGAGAGGAGACUGAUGUGCUGCAGCACUGGCAGGACAGUGAAUUUGUGACUGUCUACCACCGGGGGCGCUACUUCAGGCUGUGGGUCUACAAGGCGGGGCGUCUCCUCUCCCCUAGAGAGAUAGAGUACCAGAUCCAGAGGAUCCUAGAUGACCCUUCACCCCCCGGACCUGGAGAGGACAGGCUGGGAGCACUGACUGCUGGAGACAGGGUGCCGUGGUGUGCCGUAAGAAAGCAGUACUUCAGCUCAGGGGUGAACAAGCGCUCGCUGGACUGCAUCGAGCGGGCUGCCUUCUUUGUCACCCUGGACGAUGAGGAGCAAGGAAUGAUGGGAGAAGACCCCGUGGGAAACCUGGACCGCUACGCCAAGUCCCUCCUCCACGGGAAAUGUUAUGACAGGUGGUUUGAUAAGUCAUUCUCUGUGGUGGUGUACAAGAAUGGGAAGAAUGGGCUGAAUGCAGAGCACUCUUGGGCCGACGCCCCGACAGUGGCUCACCUGUGGGAGUUCACCCUGGCCACAGAUGCCUUCCAACUGGGUUAUACAGAGGAUGGUCACUGUAAGGGAGAGGUGGAGCGCUCCUUACCGCCCCCUCAGAGACUCACCUGGGACAUCCCUGUGGAGGUUCAGGAGCAGGUGUCCAUCUCUCUGUCUGUGGCACAGGCCCUAGCUGACGAUGUGGACUGUCAUGUCUUCCCCUUCAGGGACUUUGGGAAGGGACGCAUCAAAAAGCUGAAGAUCAGCCCAGACGCCUUCAUUCAAUUGGCUCUACAGCUAGCUUACUACAGGGAUCGUAAGACGUUUUGCCUCACCUACGAGGCCUCCAUGACACGGCUGUUCCGAGAGGGGAGGACUGAGACUGUACGAUCCUGCUCCAAUGAGGGCUGUGCCUUUGUCAAAGCUGUGGAGAGCGGAGAAGGGCCGGAGCACUGCAGGCGGCUUUUCCGAUUGGCUGCUGAGAAGCACCAGAACCUCUACCGAUUGGCCAUGACAGGGUCCGGCAUUGACAGGCACCUCUUCUGCCUGUACGUGGUGUCUAAAUACCUGGGGGUGGAGUCACCGUUCCUAACAGAGGUGCUGUCAGAGCCCUGGCGCCUCUCCACCAGUCAGACUCCGGUUCAGCAGUUGGAGCUGUUUGACAUGAAGAACCACCCAGACUUUAUAUCUCUGGGGGGAGGCUUUGGCCCUGUGGCAGACGAUGGCUACGGAGUGUCGUACAUUAUCGUAGGAGAGGACAUGAUCAACUACCAUGUAUCCUGCAAGCACUCCUUCUCUGAGACGGACUCACACCGGUUUGGGGCCCAGAUCAGUCGGGCUCUAUUGGACCUCCUCUCUGUGCUUACCCCAGCUAAGACGGAGAACUCACAGGCUCAGGAUAAGAAACAGCAGUGAACACUUACAGGGAAAGAAGGGACUAUGGGGUGGGAUGGGGGUAGGGGUUUGCUUUGUUUUUUGAUAGUGGGAUAAUAUUAUAUUGAGCGUGGUUGUGUAUAAAGAAAGCCCUAAGAUUCGGUGUGAUGGAGGGGUGGAUGGAGGGAGAGAGAGUUGAAGAGAUGGAGAAGUGCAAUAGGAAGCAAGGGAACUAACAAGGAUGAGGCAGAGAGCUUGGGAAGAAGGGAUGGGGAAGUGAGAGAAAAAUCUCCACAAAAAGAGAAGGGAAUUAGUGGAGGUUAUCCCCACAUAGGUCAGAGGUAGGCAAUAACUUUUUUUUCUUGUUUUUCUUUCUUUGUGAACCCACCAUUAUGGCUUUCUUUUCUAUUUUAUCAUCUUGGUUGUGAACUACUGUUGGAAAGAGUUGUAAUGUUUGAUUGAAAAGUCCUUUUAAGUUGGCCUCAAAAAGACUUCCCUAGUUAAAAAUGCAUCUAUAGGAGAAGCAGUGGAAGUUUAAAGAAGCGGGACUGACUUGUAAUUUUGGUUUAACUCUGUUCUCACGUGAAUGUAGAUCACUAACGGAAUGGGUCGGCUGCAGUGAACAUCAAUCAUUAGGAUAAGAUAUCAGGGGCAGGGUUGGGGUCUAUUCCAUUUCAAUCGAUUCAGGAAGUAAUUUCAAAUUCAGUGAUUUAAAAACAAUUCAAUUAGUUUUUUCAAUGAUUUCUCAAUACAUAAGAGAAGGAGAAACAGUUAAUAUUCUGUUUUUCUAUUUUAAUAAAAAUCACUUUUGAAUUUACUUUAUUAAAAUGUAAUUGAUCCAAACCCUGUCAAGAAUAUCUUCUUAAUUUUUUGUCUAGGGAUCAUCUCCAGGGCUCGUAUUCAUAAGAGUGUUGAUGUCGGGACAGUUUUGCCUUUUUAGAUCCUAAUUAAUAAGAGUAUAUGAACAGGGAUGGAUCCUAGAUCAGCACAGCUACUCUGAGAUGCUUUUUGAUUACGGGCGAGAUUCAUUUUUGUUUUUAAACACCCUCACCAGUAGAAAUCCAUUUUUUUUUUUAGUUGAAAGACAAUGGCCAGAGCCUACCUUUUGUUUCAGGGCUGGGUUUUAUGUCAAUGUUACCAGCAUGGCAUUGUUAAUUCAUCAGAAACCACUGCAAAGUUAUUCUUCUUCGCGAUUGGAUCAUUUGUAAACGUUUACUUAUUUUUUUGAUAGUCUGUAUUAAAAGUAUAAAUAUAAAAUGGUCAUAUAUAUAUUUUGUAAAUGGUAUAAAUGCGUGAUAUGAUGGUGUUUUGCAAACCCGCUUCCCCCCGUUUCUGAAUGGUUUUGACAACUAAAGUUUUUGCUUCA
Oncorhynchus masou masou (cherry salmon) is the source of this 3823-nucleotide messenger RNA. RefSeq names its product carnitine palmitoyltransferase 1A2b (gene cpt1a2b). The coding region runs from base 154 to 2499 and encodes 781 amino acids. Gene Ontology annotation, cellular component: mitochondrion. The transcript is spliced from 19 exons. The record is from RefSeq and is a predicted model, not a curated record. NCBI's taxonomy places the organism in Eukaryota, Metazoa, Chordata, Actinopteri, Salmoniformes, Salmonidae. Gene Ontology annotation, molecular function: carnitine O-palmitoyltransferase activity. Gene Ontology annotation, biological process: fatty acid metabolic process; carnitine metabolic process.